GCGGAUAACCCCUCUUCCACUCCGUCGCCCCCGCUUGGCAAGCAAGCAGAAGCUGUGACUUGACGUGCUUGUCUUGUGCGAUGUUAUGUGCGACUUUCACUGUGACCGGGAAGUGAUUUCCGUGAGCGGACGUAGUGACCAGUGAUCCCAGCAAGGAAACGAACCAGCUAACCGAUGAUCAUAGACUUCCGCAACCGCUCAAUGAAAUCGGAGCCGCCUGGCAGCGGGCGCCAGCCGAGUGGUCCCGUGCCAGGGGCCUGCGAUACGUCCAAAGCUUUACGAAACGGAGACCGAAGCGAAGCCGUGCUUCGGCAAGUGAGUCUCGUCGCGGCUUUCCACGACCACAUCUCGUGCGCCAAGUCCGCGGAACUGCUCGAGCCCAUGCCGUGCGAGAGUGACCACUUGUACGCGCACUGUGGUGACGACGCGCCCGACGACACCGAGCAAGACAGACUGCGCGCCAUCGUCGUGUUGCACACGGAUUUAAUACAGCACCAGCAGGAGCUGAUCGCCGAGCGAGACAGGCAGAUCGACGAGCUGCGCGUCCAGCGAGACGAGCUGCAAGAACGGCUGCGCCGCCUGCAGGCGUGCGUCACGCAUGCCGCCUGCCAGACGGAAGAGGCGCUCCUGAACGUCGCGGCCCCAGCGCCCCUGCUGACCGAGCUGCUGCGGCCCCCGCCGGAACCACACAGCAGCCGGCCGGCUUCGCCGUGCGAACCCAUCGCCGAGACCGCGCCUUGCGAGAGCGAGGAAGCGCCCCCGGAACACGAUGAAGACGAACCUUUGGCCCGAGAGCAGCAGCGCAGCCACGCGCAAGUGCCGAAGGCCGCCGAGCCCUGCGGCGGCGACCUCGAGCAGCGGCCCGCGCCCGCUGGCCGACCGGCAGCCGAGCUUGUCGUCUGCAGCGAGAGCGUUCAGCAGCAGGCCGAGCCAGCGCCGCUCCCUCCUCCUCCGCCCAGGGGACCCCCUCCGGCUGCCGAGGACGAGGAGCGCGCCCAGGAGGCUCCCGCCGAGGUGCCCGCCGCCCCCGUCCAGUCUUCGUCGCAGGAGGCCGCCGCACCGCCCGAGAGCCCGGCCAGGAAAGCGGCCCGCAAGAGGUCCGCUGCCGCCAGGGACGAUGCCAGUCGAGUAUUGUGGAGUGAUCGGACCUACACCACCUGCCUGCCCCCUCCGCCGCCCGAGGAGUCCGCGGAGCCAAUCGAGGUACCAACAUGGAGAGUGAACCACAUCACCAGUUUGUACUCUAUGGAAGGGACCGAGAAUCUGGAUGACGAAGUCUUCCGCAAGCGCCACGCUAAGUUAGAAGCUAACGAAAAGCGCAGGAAACGCUGGGACCUGCAGUUGUUGAGAGAGCAGCAGCACACCGAGCGACUGCGACGCAGGAUGGAACGCAGCGUGGAGAGGCCGCCAAGCUGCCCGCCCUCGUUCUGCGGCGACUUGAAGCACAUCGGAUUCAUUGAGGUCGUGGAGAGUCUGCCAGUCGUAGCCUUCGGUCAACCCAUACCCGAGCUGCAGCCUGCGGAGUUUUCGUUGCCAUGGGUGAAACACUCCUCCCGGCACAGUGAAUCUUCCACGGCAGGCGACAGAAUGGCUGCAAAGAAGCAGCGUAAGAACAUACAACCAAAGGGCCCCUGGCGAUAGCCACAAGAAGCAAAAGCAAUGCUCCUGAACAUUCGCCACAAGGACUGUGGCGUGAGCUCUGCUCAGGACUGAGCCCCUGGGCACUGAGUGCCAGCUCUGGCCGAGUGACAGAAGACCUGUCACCGAGGCGCCACGACAGUUGCCGGUCUCACUGCAGGACACAGUCGCCUGACCACGAAACUCUCGGCCCCGGGCCCAGCGCGCCACGAACAUCAUUGACGCGCACGUGCGUUUCCCGCUGCCCGUUGGGGGAAAAAAAGUGGAGAGAGAGUGUGAACACGGUGGCGACGCCACAUUAAAUAAAACAGACCCACAUGCGUGGCUUGACGCGUGCCAGCACCGCUUCGUCUGGUGGGGAGGGGGUGGGGUGAGAAAAAGACAAAAGUAAUGUCUCGGGAGACGCCAAAGGUGCCAGAAAGCCUGAUCGGUUCGAUUCUGGCAUCUUGCGUUGUGUGUGUGGAUGUGCUGUGAUGGCAUGGUGCUCUCUGCAGUCAAGCUGCUGGAAGACUCUUCCAGCACCUCGGUUGCGGCGAGCGUGAGCAGGGUAGCCAAGAUGUUGGAAUGCGAUGCUUGUUCCAGCACCUUUGUUCCUCUGAAUGUUACUUGAACAAAGUGAGUGGCUCGCCCGAACCAAGAUGUUGGAAUGCUGCCACUUCCUACAUCUUGGUUCACGCGACUAUGUUGCGAGUGUUGCAAUCGCUGCUGCCUGCUUCGAUAACUGUGAUGCAAGGACAGGAAAUGAGUAUCAGUGCUUUUAAUGACCAACAGCAGGAGGCAUUGGGAUGCGAAUGGAAUUCCAAGGCCUGAACUGCUGGCCAACGUGAUAGAACUUUUGUGCAUGCUCUCCCGCAGUGCAGGAUGGUGCAUCAUGUACAUAGUGAGUGUAAUCAGUGAUGCGCGCUGUAUUUGAAAGUGCAGAGCAGCUUGUGGCCCCUUAGUAUGCCAAUAAAUGCAAAUUCUUGUGAUUGCACUUAUUGUGCAAA
Dermacentor silvarum is the source of this 2624-nucleotide messenger RNA. RefSeq names its product male-specific lethal 1 homolog. The record is from RefSeq and is a predicted model, not a curated record. Bases 175 to 1641 code for a protein of 488 amino acids. The transcript is spliced from 9 exons. Gene Ontology annotation, cellular component: MSL complex. NCBI's taxonomy places the organism in Eukaryota, Metazoa, Arthropoda, Arachnida, Ixodida, Ixodidae.